Molecule: messenger RNA, 1432 nt
Organism: Notodromas monacha
Lineage: Eukaryota; Metazoa; Arthropoda; Ostracoda; Podocopida; Cyprididae
Source: the annotation of a GenBank genome assembly
AUGGCUCUCAAACGCAUCAACAAGGAGCUGCAGGACUUGAACCGUGAUCCCCCUGCGCAGUGCUCGGCGGGCCCUGUCGGCGAUGAUCUUUUCCACUGGCAAGCGACAAUUAUGGGGCCCCCGGACAGCCCAUACCAAGGAGGGGUCUUUUUCUUGACGAUACAUUUUCCCACCGACUAUCCGUUCAAGCCGCCGAAGGUUGCGUUUACAACGAGGAUUUAUCAUCCCAACAUCAACAGCAAUGGCAGCAUUUGCUUGGAUAUACUUCGUUCUCAAUGGUCGCCGGCCCUCACCAUUUCCAAAGUGCUCUUGUCCAUCUGCUCAUUGCUGUGUGAUCCGAAUCCCGAUGACCCUUUGGUGCCCGAGAUCGCUCGUAUUUACAAAACGGACAAGCAGAAGUACAACGAGAUGGCCCGUGAAUGGACUCGGAAGUACGCCAUGUGAUAGCUCUGUUGAAGAUCCGUCAGAAAGAGGAGAAAUCAAGGGGCUGUUUCUUUCUCCUCGCAAAAUCUUCACUUGUCGCUUAAGUUCUUGGUUUCUCGUCAUCGUGGGCCAAUAAUGCGCCACGUCGUCCUCUCUGUGAAAGUGCUUUUUUUGGAUGCUCUGAUGCGUGAACGAACGAGUUCUGUAAUACUAUUGAAGGUUUACGUUUUCGUUUUGUUUAUUUUGGAAUUCAUCCACGAGCGCUUCGUGCCACACUUGAAAUCAGUGAAGAAGCCCACGAGAGCUCUGCCUAUGAGGAUUUUUUCGCGAAUGGUUGAUUUAAAGCUUUUCUGGAUAUUCUUCGGGAUGCGGCUUUCCCGCGCCCAGAGUGAUGUUGUCUUCUCGCGAUGAAUCCGCGUAUCACUCCAUCUAGACCUGCGGGUAACCACGAACAUCUUUUGUAAAGGCGCUUCAAGCAGUUGCAUGCAUUGUGUCCCGAGUGUGUAAGCAUGUAAUCGCCUGGUGUCCGCACCCGUAGAAUGUUGAGGAAUGAUCUUAAGGCUUUGCGGUCGGAUACGCAAAAGAGGCGGACAAGAAGAUUUUCGGGUCGUGAUAAAAGUUUGCGCACUGUCAUGAAAACAGCUCUUGUAUGUCGUUGCGCGCAUCAGUUGAAAAGCAAAGUCAGGUCUGUCUAGCUGAGCCGCCCCUGACGUACCCUGUGUUCUGUUGUGGUUCUGCGGGUCGCGAGCUUUAUGAAUUUUCAAACCUUUUGUUCUCUGUGAUCCGGUGGAUUUUUCUUUGCUUUUUCUGCUGGUGCUGUGCGUUAUGUUAGGUAGGAAUAUCGAUGAAGUGGCGUUUUUCUCCACACAGUCUGAAGUUUCUUCGCGCUGCCCUCACCUGUUGUCAUUGACCUAUGUAUUUCCUCGCAUCUUGUGAAUAAAUGAAUGCGCGAAUGAAAAACGACUGGUGGCGAGAAAUGCAAGAAGUAAGCGAAUGGUUUCUUUGAACA